Messenger RNA from Myxocyprinus asiaticus (Chinese sucker), 468 nucleotides. RefSeq lists its product as uncharacterized. Bases 1 to 468 code for a protein of 155 amino acids. The transcript has a single exon. Lineage: Eukaryota; Metazoa; Chordata; Actinopteri; Cypriniformes; Catostomidae. The record is from RefSeq and is a predicted model, not a curated record.
AUGUCUCUUGAGCCGCUUACUUCUCCAACCCCUCUGGCUCUUCCUCCAGCGACUCACUUCCCUGAGCCUGCUGUGGCUCCACCCACGCCGCCUCCUUCAGGGCCUUCUCCUGAGCCACCUACUGCUUCACCCCCUGCGGCUCCGCCUCCAGAGACUUAUUUCCUUAAACCUCCUGCAGCUCCGCCCGCUCCACCUCUGGCUCCUCCUCCUGAAACGCAAAUCCCUGCUCUGCCUGCUCCACCUCCGGCUCCUCCUCCUGAGUCUCAAGUCGCUGCUCCUCAUGUGGCCCCGCCCGCUCCACAUUCGGCUCCACCCCCUGACCCCCUGCUAGUUCUAUCCUGGUGUCCUGAUCCUCCACCAGUUCCUGGAGCCACCUUCCAAACCGCCAGAUCCCUCUACCUUCCUGGAGCCGCCUCCGAAACCACUGGACCCCACUCCCUUCUGGCAGGCUCCUCCCUGGCCUCCUGA